GUGAGCUGGAGGACCUCGCUCGAUGCUCUCGGAGUGCGAUUCGGUGAGCUGGAGGAACUGUCUUGAUGCUUUCGGAGUGUUUGGCUGGCCUGGAGGACCCAGGUUUGGCGCGUAAUAGGAGCGGAGCAGAGACAGCGCGGGCAGGAUGGGGAUUCAAGGUCUGGCUAAACUCAUUGGCGAUGUGGCGCCGGCAGCGGUGAAGGAGCAGCAGAUGAAGAGCUACUUCGGUCGCAAGGUCGCCAUCGACGCCUCCAUGAGCAUCUAUCAGUUCCUGAUCGCGGUGAGGCAGGACGGCAACGUACUUCAGAGCGAGGAUGGAGAGACCACCAGCCACCUAAUGGGCAUGUUCUACCGCACCAUCCGCAUUAUCGAGAACGGGAUCAAGCCAGUCUACGUCUUUGACGGGAAGCCGCCGCAGCUGAAAGCUGGAGAGCUGAGCAAGCGGAGCGAGCGGAGGGCGGAGGCUGAGAAACAGCUGGCGAAUGCCCAAGAGACAGGUGACACUGAGAACAUUGAGAGGUUCAACAAGAGACUGGUGAAGGUCACCCAGCAGCACAACGACGAGUGCAAGCGGCUCUUGCGGCUGAUGGGCGUCCCGUACAUCGAGGCUCCCUGCGAGGCAGAGGCCAGUUGUGCUGCCCUGGUGAAGGCCGGCAAGGUUUAUGCCGUCGCCACAGAGGACAUGGACGCCCUGACCUUUGGCACCUCCAUCCUCCUCCGGCACAUGACAGCCAGCGAGGCCAAGAAGUUGCCGAUUCAGGAGUUCCACCUGAACAAGGUGCUGCAGGAGUCAGGGCUGACACAAGAGCAGUUCGUCGACCUCUGCAUUCUCUUAGGCAGUGACUACUGCGAGACGAUCCGCGGGAUCGGACCCAAACGAGCCAUCGACCUGAUCCGCCAGCACAAGAGCAUCGAGGAGAUUGUCAAGCACAUAGACACAAGUAAAUACACGCUCCCCGAGGACUGGAUGUACAAGGAGGCCCGGCAGCUCUUCCUGGAGCCAGAGGUGGUGCAGGCCGAGUCGGUGGACCUGAAGUGGACAGAACCGGACGAGGAGCAGCUGGUGGCCUUCAUGUGUGGGGAGAAGCAGUUCAGUGAGGAUCGAAUCCGGAGUGGGGCCAAGAAGCUGCAGAAGAGUCGUCAGGGCAGCACCCAAGGGCGACUGGAUGACUUCUUCAAGGUCACCGGGACCCUGACCUCUGGGAAACGCAAGGAGCCGGAGCCCAAAGGAUCCGCCAAGAAGAAAUCGAAAUCAGCCUCCAGCUGGAAGAGGGGCAAGUGAGCUCAGCUGGGGAGCGUCAGCCUGGGGAGACCAGCCGCAGGGGUGGGGCGGCCAUCUGAGGAGCAUUCGCCGGAUUGUCGGCGGUGUACCACCUUCAGCCAUCUCAACACCCCCCCCCAUCCACUCCAGUGAUCCUUGCCCAGUUUCUGCUUGUGUGUCCUCCCCCACCCUGUCCCCACCCCAGCACGUCAGUGGGGGAGGUGUCAGUAUCAGCGGAGGCUGGACUGUUCAGGAACAGACUGUUGAACUCAUUAUCCUUUUUUAAAUAUGCUUCAUGCUUUAAAUAAAAUGUCCUGCAAGGA
Molecule: messenger RNA, 1584 nt
Organism: Hypanus sabinus (Atlantic stingray)
Lineage: Eukaryota; Metazoa; Chordata; Chondrichthyes; Myliobatiformes; Dasyatidae
Gene: fen1
Product: flap structure-specific endonuclease 1
Exons: 11
Coding region: 146-1282 (378 amino acids)
Cellular component (GO): nucleus
Molecular function (GO): magnesium ion binding; RNA-DNA hybrid ribonuclease activity; 5'-flap endonuclease activity
Source: RefSeq, a predicted model, not a curated record